AUGCAUAAUAACUAAUAAAAUCCUAUACAACCAAUAUGCAACACUGGGAAUCCAUAAUAAUUUCACAAUCCUUAAAUCAAUUUUGUGAAUAAUAAUUAAUUACCAACAUUUAUACAACAACCAUAAAAUCCACAUUUUAAUUAGCUUGUAUUUCAACAGGGCCUUCAUCAUAUAGGAUAAAAUAUUAAUUAGUAAUAAUUAAUCCAUUAAAAAAUACAUUUCCCAUUAUUUUUGAAGGAUAUCGAAAAAUAAGAUUUGCUUACAAUAUCAGGAAUUGAGUACAAAAAGUUGAAAUUAUUAGGCAAAGGUAGUUAUGGGUCAGUGUAUAUGAUAUAAAAUAAGUAAACUUUAGAGUUUUACGCUUUAAAGAUUUAGACAUCCAUUCAAAAGGAAGAAGUAGAAAUUUUGUCAAGGUUGAAAUAAAAAACCUUUAAAAAUUUAGUUAACACCAUAGAAUUUUAAAAGCAUCCUGAAACCAAUGAAUAUUUUUUAUUGAUGGAAUAUUGCGAAAAUAGUUUAUAAAAUAUUAUCGAUUAAAAACCUAUUGAUCACAAAGAGGCUAGAUAUAUAAUUAAAUAAAUAGCCAAUGGAAUAAAAGAAUUACAUGAAGAGAAAAUUAUACAUAGAGAUUUAAAACCAGAAAACAUUCUUGUUUUUGUUAAAAAAGAUUAAAAUUCCAACAUGACCUAAAACAUAUAUAAAAUAUGUGAUUUCGGAUUAUCAAGCACCAAAGAUUUAGCAAAAACCUUAUAAUGCGGAACAGCUCAUUAUAUGCCUCCAGAAUAAAUUAAGCACUAAAAUAAUCUAUUAGGAUAUGAUUAGUCAGUCGAUAUUUGGGCUUUCGGAACAGUGAUUUAUGAACUAUUUACUCAAAAAGUCAUGUUUAUGAAAUCUAAUAGAUAGGAAGUUUAUGAGGAGAUCCUCAAAAUUACUUAAAAAUAGAUUGACGAAAAAAUCUAAACCGAUUUGAAAAUGUUAGAUCAACAAUAUGUAAAGCUAGUUUAAAAAAUGAUUCUAAUUGAACCUUCUUAGAGAAUUACAAUUGAUCAGGUUUUAAUUGAACUCAAAUAAUAGAGUACAAAUAUUGCAACUUAUAAUGUAAAUAAAGAAAAUAUUAUAAAAGCCAAAAAAACAAUGUAAAAAACAGAGAAGCAUUUCAGAAGGAAAUAGGGAGAAAAAUUAGAAUUAACAGCAAGUACAGAAUAAUUUUCAUACUGA
Paramecium tetraurelia is the source of this 1218-nucleotide messenger RNA. RefSeq lists its product as uncharacterized. Gene Ontology annotation, cellular component: nucleus; cytoplasm. Gene Ontology annotation, molecular function: ATP binding; protein serine/threonine kinase activity. The record is from RefSeq and is a predicted model, not a curated record. Gene Ontology annotation, biological process: protein phosphorylation; mitotic DNA damage checkpoint signaling. NCBI's taxonomy places the organism in Eukaryota, Ciliophora, Oligohymenophorea, Peniculida, Parameciidae. The transcript has a single exon.